UUGCGGCGGUGGAUCUGUCACGAUGGGCGCGGAUAAGCCAAACGGCGUGGCAAACUACUGCCGGCGCCCUCCACAGAGACCCUUCCUUCAGCAAAUACAAUACGCGAUAUGGAAUCCAGAGGAGAGAACAUUCCUGGGCCGCACAGGGAAAAGAUGGGGAGUCAUCGGGCUGAUCUAUCUGGUGAUGUACAUCUGCAUCAUUAUUUUCUUCUCCAUCUGCAUGUGUGGUCUCCUGGCCACCAUGGAUGAACGGAUUCCGUACUUCACGCUAGCUGACUCUAUUAUAGGUGACAAUCCUGGCAUGGGACACAGACCGUUGGUGUUCGAGGAGGGCGCUCUGAUCUGGUAUAAAGCAGACAACGCCACGCAAGUCAAGAAAUAUGUGGACAAUAUCAACGCUUUUCUAGCACCUUAUGAGAACAAGUCUCUGUUAAUCAAUGGGGGUGUGAACCAGCGCGAGUGUGGUGAGGUGAAGCCCCCAAGGAAAGAAGUGUGCGCGUUCAACACCUCGCUGUUGGGGCCCUGCUCCAAGGAGAACAAUUAUGGAUACUCCACCAAGACGCCGUGUAUCAUCAUCAAGUUGAAUAGGUUAUUCGACUGGAACCCGGACUACUACGAUGACCCUGGGGACCUGCCUCCUAACAUACCUCCAGAUAUCACGGCGUACAUCAACUCUACCACCACAGUACAGCAACGUCGUAAAGUGUGGGUGUCGUGUAUGGGCGAGCGUCCAGCUGACAUUGACGCUUUGGGUCCUUUGAAGUACUGGCCGUACCCUGGCCUGCCAGAGACAUUCUUCCCAUACGACAACACGCCAGGUUACCUCAGUCCCCUGGUGGCAGUGCAGCUUCUCAAACCAACUUUACACCAGAUUAUAAACAUUCGAUGCCGCGCCUGGGCCCGCAACGUUAAAUACACGGAGAGUUUGAAGGAGAGGCUGGGCUCCACACAUCUCGAGAUUAUGAUCGACUGAUGGGACCAAAA
This is a messenger RNA of Achroia grisella, 984 nucleotides long. RefSeq names its product sodium/potassium-transporting ATPase subunit beta-2-like. Gene Ontology annotation, cellular component: sodium:potassium-exchanging ATPase complex. The transcript has 7 exons. Gene Ontology annotation, biological process: intracellular sodium ion homeostasis; sodium ion export across plasma membrane; potassium ion import across plasma membrane. The record is from RefSeq and is a predicted model, not a curated record. Bases 23 to 973 code for a protein of 316 amino acids. Gene Ontology annotation, molecular function: ATPase activator activity. Lineage: Eukaryota; Metazoa; Arthropoda; Insecta; Lepidoptera; Pyralidae.